AUGGGUGCCAUCCUGCCCUCUAAAUGUGAGCUGCUACCUCAGUCGAUUGACUGGCGUGGCCCAGUUGUCAUGUUCCUCUGCUUUCUUGGGGCCAUCACUUCCGCGAUUGGCCAUCACGUCCUCAAUCUCAAGCUCCAGGGAAGAGCUGUCGCAGCAGUCUCUGUUGAUCAACAAUGGAUUUUCAGAGCAGGAAAUGCACUGGCCUAUCUCGUCAAAGUACUACUGGUGCUGGCUGCCAGUACUGCAUACUUCCAACGCGUGUGGCACCAUGCAAGGGGAAGAUCCAUGAAGCUCAGUCAGUUCGACUAUAUGUUCGGGGCGUUGGACAACAUCCUUGAGCUCCGCCAUCUAGCUUUCUGGGUUCGACGCCCGGUCCUAUUGUUGGCUGUGGCCAUUGUCUGGCUCAUACCAUUAGUAGCCAUCAUCACGCCUGGCACAAUCUCCGUGGUGUCCGCAUCUGCGACCGAGCCAAGUACCAUCUCUGUACAGCAGCGAGAAUAUGGCAAAGGGUCGUACGGUGCCCCAGUGAUAGCCGACAACGGAACUGUGUUUUAUGGUGGUGCAAGGUCCUAUCUGAAGGGCCCAACGCUUGCAACGCUGUUCGAGACCGAGAUUCUGUCAGUGGGCACUUUCCCCACCAACUUGACCUGGUCUAUGGGUUUCUUUGGUCCAGCGGUAUCUUGUUCCACCGCUGGAGCCGAAGUCACAUUGCAGUUGACGAACAUCAUCCUCCCAUAUCAAAAGAGGAAUCAAACGUCGUUGAUGUUCGACGCCUGGAUCCCUAGACCAGCUGCGUCUUCAAACGAUACUCUGGUCGACGGCAUGCUCGUUUUAGAUCCCGACCAGAACAGCAACCUCCGGAUCCUUGACCAAACUUCGCCAGAUGCAGCAAAGAUCUAUUACAGCAUUGCCCCCGAUGUCGCAACUCAAGCUACGAUGGCAAAUCCCAUCUAUGUCAUCGAGUGUGCCCUAUACAACGCCUCAUGGAACCUCGACUUCGACGUCCGCAGAACCGGCGAGCAGAUUCUUACUCCCACUCUGAAAUUCGAAAACUGGAUGCCGGGUUGGAGUAGCAUCAAACCAGCGCUCACGGCCAGCCCCGAGACCAGCACGAUUCUCGACUAUGCAGGUCUCAUGGAAACAUUCGGUGCCAUCACCAGCGGUCACCUCGACUAUCCAAAUGAUCCCCUGCUGCAGUAUGAACAGACUAGCCUCGCUCUGGAGACCAGCCCCAUCUUGUUCAACGACGCGUUUCCGGAUCCUUUUGACGACUCCGCUAUGAUCCAGCUUCAGCGGACAUUUGAGACUUUGUUCCAGAACAUGACUCUCUCAGCCCGCUAUGCGGUGCUGCCGCGCGAUGACCUACGCGGCGAUGCUUCAGACUUGACAUUUGUGAAAGUCAACGCGACAUCCACGUUCUCGCGCAACGUGUAUUCCUACGACAGCCGAGACCUUAUCAUUGCAUACUCCCUCGCCAUCGGCAGCAGCGCCAUAUGCAUUCUUCUGGCAAUGCUCGCCAUUUCUAGCAUGGGCGCCGUGUAUUCGAACAGCUUCUCAACGGCUGUCCGCGCCAGCAGGGGUCAAAGCCAUCUGGAUGCUGUGAUCCAAGAUGAUCACGACCGUAGCGGUGCGCAGCCCCUGCCAAAGAGGAUUGCAGAUGCGUAUAUAUGGAUCGGUCGCGAGCAUACAGUUGGUACGGGAAUUGGGCGCGGCAGGGUCGCGACGGAAGACACGUUGGACUCUCAGAAGGAGCGACGCUCGUGGUGGGGAAAGGAGCAAGUGAUGGAUCUGGAGAAGAGCUCCUCGUCUGCGCCGUCGAAUGUCGUGGUUCCGCCUGAUGGUUUCGUGGCCGAGCCGAAGACAAAUGGCCCGCUUGGUGAAUGGAUAUAG
Molecule: messenger RNA, 1890 nt
Organism: Fonsecaea multimorphosa CBS 102226
Lineage: Eukaryota; Fungi; Ascomycota; Eurotiomycetes; Chaetothyriales; Herpotrichiellaceae
Exons: 2
Coding region: 1-1890 (629 amino acids)
Source: RefSeq, a predicted model, not a curated record